Messenger RNA from Cuscuta campestris, 1127 nucleotides. NCBI's taxonomy places the organism in Eukaryota, Viridiplantae, Streptophyta, Magnoliopsida, Solanales, Convolvulaceae. The record is from the annotation of a GenBank genome assembly.
CAUUUGUGCUCCGCUGGCUUCCUCCCUCCCUCCUUCCCGUCGACUUCGUCCGCUAGGGAGGUUUUCAUUCAUCUACCUUCUUCGCCUCUCCAAUCCGCCAUCGUCGUCUGCAAUAUAAUUCAAGUGAAGGUGGUAGCAGAGUGCAAUGUGGUCGGUCCUGAGAUCCCGAAUCGUUUCGCCCCCUUCGAAGCAGCUAGGGUUUUCCCCAUCCCUCCUCAACCGGUCCCUCCAUUCCUCUGCCGCGGACAGCGGCGGAGAGUUGCUGAAACUGGAUGAGGUCGAGAAGAUCCUCAGCGAUGUCAAGGCGGACAACGUCCAAGUCAUACGCAUCCCGAAACGCGACGAGUUAUUAUCGGAUUACAUGGUUGUCGCCACCGGAAGAUCGGCCUGGCACGUCAGGAACAUCGCCCAAGCUCUAAUCUACAAGGUCAAGCAGAAGCAGAAGGGCGCGGAGAGGAUGCUGCUGCCAAGCGUGGAAGGGGAAGAAGGAGGGAAUUGGAUUGUUAUCGAUUCCGGGUCGGUGAUUGUCCACGCCCUUGAUGAGAAGGUGAGAUCGUAUUACAAUUUGGAGAGCCUGUGGGGCAUGGAUGCGUCCAACGGUGAAGGGUGCGGCCAGGACAAGGAUUUGGAGCAGGCGUUCGCCAAGGUUCGGCCCAAGAAUAACUCGAAGAAACGUCCGAAGGCGAUUGAGUCGAGAGCUUGAUCUUUUUGCAGUUCAUGCUUAUGCAGAGGUGAACUUGAUUGCAGGUGAAAAAUGGGUUCAUUCUUCUCUUCUUGUUUGCUCUGUAUUCUGGGGAUUCUUGUGCUGUGCUUUUCCUUUGGUAGCUGUGAAGAUCUUUGUUCCAGUGAAUAGUUUCUAUAGCCCCACCAAAUCUCAAGAGUUUCUAAGUGCUUUGUGCUCUACUGAAUUGUUGUUCAUCAGAUGUAAAAAUUGGUUGCUUUGAGAUGAUUUAAUUCAUCUCCAUCGAUGCCCAAAGUUUUCAUUUCUUUUGCUUAUACACAGCUUGAAUUUGUUCCCAUAGUUUUUAUAAUCCCACUCAGUUUGUGCAUUUAUAAUCCCACUUCGUUUGUGCAUAUUUAUAAUCCCACUUCGAGUGUCCCUCUCUUAAUCAAGUUCUAUGUCUCAA